AUGGCAGGGGAAGAGCAUGCGUUAGCCGGUCUCUUCCAAGCGCUGCAGGGUCUCACACCUAAAGAAUUCCAGGAGUUUAAGACGAAGUUAUCAGAGGUUCCUGCGGAAGGAGAACAGAAUAUUCCCAAGGAUUCGACGGUGAAGGCCGCCCACCCUUGAGUGCUUGCUAGCUGCACGGGCGAGAACCACAGCCAAGCCGCUGCGACGGAGGUAGCGAUCAGGUUGUUCAGAGAGAUGGACCAGAGGGACCUGGCGGAGAAACUCCUGGAUGAGCAGGUGAAAGAGUACAGGCGGAAAUACAAAGAGCACAUGGCCAGGGGGUUCCGACGGUACAAAGAAGUGAACUCCUGCCUCGGGGAAAGCCUGUCCGUCGCAGCCGCUACAACCAUCAGCAGCCGCUACACCGACCUGACCAUCACCAGGAAACCUCGCAGCGAGCGCGGAGGCGAGCAUGGACCUGUGGGCGCCAGCAACGGAUGCGUCGAUGCCGGCAACGGACCGGCCACCGUCACCGCGCAGACGCUGUUUAAACCUGGAGAAGAUGGGCAGCCACCGCAGAUCGUGGUGCUGGUGGGGGCCCCGGGGAUGGGGAAGACAAUGACGGUCCGGAAGGUGAUGGUGGAGUGGGUGGAGGGGAACCUCGACGCGCAGUUUGACUACGUCUUCUGCAUAGACUGCAAAGGCCUUGCCCUUACCAAGGAAGCGAGCGUGGCAGACCUGGUUUCAGAGUGCUGCCCUCACAAGCAAAUGCCAGCUGGGAAGAUCCUGGAUGAUCAGAAGAUCCUGUUCAUUUUGGAUGGCUUCGAGGCCCUGGGAUUUUCCUUGGAUCAGUCUAAAGAUGAGCUGAGCUCUGACCCCAGGGAAGUGAAGCCGCUGGCAACCACCCUGAUGAGCUUGUUGCAGAGGACUGUUCUUCCCGAGUCCUCCUUGCUCAUCACCACGAGACCAACGGCUCUUCAAAGCCUGGGGCGGUGCCUGGAUGGGGAGUAUUACGCAGAGAUACUGGGAUUUUCGGCAGCCAUGAGGGAGGAGUAUUUCCACAGGUAUUUUGAGAAUGACAAUAAAGCCAACGCGGCCUUCAGGUUUGCCAGAGGCAACGAGAUCCUCUACAGCUUGUGCGUCAUCCCCGCCAUGAGCUGGACUGUCUGCACCAUCCUCAAACAAGAGCUUUGCAAGAAGAAAAACCUCCUCGAGUGCUCUAAAGCCACCACAGAGAUGAGCAUGUUUUACCUCUCCUGGCUAAUGAAGUGCAGAGGGGGGGACAACCCGCAGGACCUCCGGCGGUUCCUGCACAAACUUUGCUCCUUGGCUGCCAACGGCAUCUGGAAGCACAAGGUCCUCUUCGAGGAGAGGGAAAUCAAGGACCGUGGCUUGAACCAGCCGGACCUUCUCCCCCUCUUCCUCAACGAGAUCUCCAGGAAAGGCAUAGACCACGGGACUGUCUACAGCUUCACCCACCUGCACCUCCAGGAGUUUUUCGCGGCCAUGUCUUACGUUCUGGAGGACGAGGAGGAGGCGGUCGGCAGCUCAGGCGCUCUCACGAAGGACCUGAGUCUGUUACUGGAAAGCUACAGCGAGUCCAGGAAGGAUUUGAACUUCACGGUGCGAUUCCUCUUUGGUCUGGUAAGCCAAAAAUCGAUAGAGUCCGUGGACAAAAUCAUGGGGUGCAGAAUUUCACCACGAGCCAGGGAAGAUCUGCUGAGGUGGCUCCAGGGGAAGCACAGAGGCAUCUCCCAUCCCAGCCAAGCGCCGAAGGUUACGGAGCUGGACACUUUCCAUUUUUUGUUCGAGCUGAACGAGGAAAGCUUCCUGCAAAGCGCAUUGGGUGGUUUCACCGCCGUAGACUUGCAGGACAUCAGGCUGAACCUGUACGACCAAACGGCUCUUUCCUUCUGCAUCAGGCGCUGGGCUGGGCUGGGCCACGUCACCCUCCAGGGAUGCUCCUUCGCCCAGCAGGAUCCCAGGGAAGAGCUGGCCACGUCAGUGCCGCG
This is a messenger RNA of Eurypyga helias (sunbittern), 1991 nucleotides long. Its product is annotated as NACHT, LRR and PYD domains-containing protein 3-like. Lineage: Eukaryota; Metazoa; Chordata; Aves; Eurypygiformes; Eurypygidae. Gene Ontology annotation, cellular component: cytoplasm. The record is from RefSeq and is a predicted model, not a curated record.